Molecule: messenger RNA, 1746 nt
Organism: Zalophus californianus (California sea lion)
Lineage: Eukaryota; Metazoa; Chordata; Mammalia; Carnivora; Otariidae
Gene: FZD10
Product: frizzled class receptor 10
Exons: 1
Coding region: 1-1746 (581 amino acids)
Biological process (GO): non-canonical Wnt signaling pathway; canonical Wnt signaling pathway
Cellular component (GO): plasma membrane
Molecular function (GO): Wnt-protein binding; Wnt receptor activity
Source: RefSeq, a predicted model, not a curated record
AUGCCGCGUCCGGGCCCCCGCCUGUGGCUGGUCCUGCAGGUGAUGGGUUCGUGCGCCGCCAUCAGCUCCAUGGACAUGGAGCGUCCGGGCGACGGCAAGUGCCAACCCAUCGAGAUCCCGAUGUGCAAGGACAUUGGCUACAACAUGACCCGCAUGCCCAACCUGAUGGGCCACGAGAACCAGCGCGAGGCCGCCAUCCAGCUACACGAGUUCGCGCCGCUGGUGGAGUACGGCUGCCACGGCCACCUCCGCUUCUUCCUGUGCUCGCUGUACGCGCCCAUGUGCACCGAGCAAGUCUCCACCCCCAUCCCCGCCUGCCGGGUCAUGUGUGAGCAGGCCCGGCUCAAGUGCUCCCCGAUCAUGGAGCAGUUCAACUUCAAGUGGCCCGACUCGCUGGACUGCAGCAAGCUCCCCAACAAGAACGACCCCAACUACCUGUGCAUGGAGGCGCCCAACAACGGCUCGGACGAGCCCUCCCGGGGCUCGGGCCUGUUCCCGCCGCUCUUCCGGCCGCAGCGGCCGCACGGCGCGCAGGAGCACUCGCUCAGGGACGCGGGCCCGGGGCGCGCCAGCUGCGACAACCCGGGCAAGUUCCACCACGUGGAGAAGAGUGCGGCGUGCGCGCCGCUGUGCACGCCCGGCGUGGACGUGUACUGGAGCCGCGGCGACAAGCGCUUCGCCGUGGUCUGGCUGGCCGUGUGGGCUGUGCUGUGCUUCUUCUCCAGCGCCUUCACCGUGCUCACCUUCCUCAUCGACCCCGCGCGCUUCAGGUACCCCGAGCGCCCCAUCAUCUUCCUCUCCAUGUGCUACUGUGUCUACUCAGUGGGCUUCAUCAUCCGCCUCUUUGCCGGCGCCGAGAGCAUCGCGUGCGACCGGGACAGCGGGCAGCUCUAUGUCAUCCAGGAGGGGCUGGAGAGCACGGGCUGCACCCUCGUCUUCCUCGUCCUCUACUACUUCGGGAUGGCCAGCUCGCUCUGGUGGGUGAUUCUCACGCUCACCUGGUUCCUGGCUGCCGGCAAGAAGUGGGGCCACGAGGCCAUCGAGGCCAACAGCAGCUACUUCCACCUGGCAGCCUGGGCCAUCCCGGCCGUGAAGACCAUCCUGAUCCUGGUGAUGCGCAGGGUGGCGGGCGACGAGCUCACGGGCGUGUGCUAUGUGGGCAGCAUGGACGUGAACGCCCUCACCGGCUUCGUGCUCAUCCCGCUGACCUGCUACCUCGUCAUCGGCACGUCCUUCAUCCUCUCCGGCUUCGUGGCGCUCUUCCACAUCCGGAGGGUGAUGAAGACGGGCGGGGAGAACACCGACAAACUGGAGAAGCUCAUGGUGAGGAUCGGAGUCUUCUCUGUGCUCUACACCGUGCCGGCCACCUGUGUGAUCGCCUGCUACUUUUACGAGCGCCUCAACAUGGAGUACUGGAAAAUCCUGGCCACUCAGCACAAGUGCAAAAUGAACAACCAGACCAAAACUCUGGACUGCCUGAUGGCCGCGUCCAUCCCGGCCGUGGAGAUCUUCAUGGUGAAGAUCUUCAUGCUGCUGGUGGUGGGGAUCACGGGUGGGAUGUGGAUCUGGACGUCCAAAACCCUGCAGUCCUGGCAGAACGUCUGCAGCCGCAGGUUCAAGAGGAAGAGCAGGAGGAAACCCGCCAGUGUGAUCACCAACAGUGGGAUUUACAAAAAAGCCCAGCAUCCCCAAAAAACCCAUCUUGGAAAAUAUGAAAUCCCUGCCCAGUCUCCCACCUGUGUGUGA